Molecule: messenger RNA, 3583 nt
Organism: Chaetura pelagica (chimney swift)
Lineage: Eukaryota; Metazoa; Chordata; Aves; Apodiformes; Apodidae
Gene: SF3B3
Product: splicing factor 3b, subunit 3, 130kDa
Exons: 25
Coding region: 5-3583 (1192 amino acids)
Biological process (GO): mRNA splicing, via spliceosome
Cellular component (GO): nucleus; U2 snRNP
Molecular function (GO): protein binding; U2 snRNA binding
Source: RefSeq, a predicted model, not a curated record
CAGGAUGUUUCUCUACAACCUGACUUUGCAACGCGCCACCGGCAUCAGCUUCGCCAUCCAUGGCAACUUCUCAGGAACCAAGCAACAAGAAAUUGUCGUUUCCCGCGGCAAGAUCCUGGAGUUGCUCCGCCCUGAUCCCAACACCGGGAAAGUUCACACCCUGCUGACCGUGGAGGUGUUUGGAGUCAUCCGUUCCCUCAUGGCCUUCAGGCUGACAGGGGGCACCAAGGAUUACAUCGUGGUGGGCAGUGACUCGGGUCGAAUUGUUAUCCUGGAAUACCAGCCCUCCAAGAAUGUCUUUGAAAAGAUCCAUCAGGAAACCUUUGGCAAGAGUGGGUGUCGCAGGAUUGUCCCAGGCCAGUACCUGGCAGUGGAUCCAAAAGGUCGUGCUGUCAUGAUCAGUGCCAUCGAGAAGCAGAAGCUGGUCUACAUCCUCAACAGGGACGCUGCUGCCCGCCUCACCAUCUCCUCCCCCCUGGAAGCCCACAAGGCCAACACCUUGGUCUACCACGUGGUGGGAGUCGAUGUGGGCUUUGAAAACCCCAUGUUUGCUUGUCUGGAGAUGGAUUAUGAGGAAGCAGACAAUGAUCCCACAGGAGAAGCAGCAGCCAACACACAGCAGACCUUGACCUUUUAUGAACUGGACCUGGGUUUGAACCACGUUGUUAGGAAAUACAGUGAGCCCUUGGAAGAGCAUGGCAACUUCCUUAUAACAGUUCCUGGUGGUUCUGAUGGACCUAGUGGGGUGCUGAUCUGUUCUGAGAACUAUAUUACUUAUAAAAACUUUGGUGACCAGCCUGAUAUCAGAUGCCCAAUUCCCAGGAGACGGAAUGACUUGGAUGACCCAGAGAGAGGUAUGAUUUUUGUCUGCUCUGCUACACACAAGACCAAGUCCAUGUUUUUCUUCCUGGCCCAGACAGAGCAGGGAGACAUUUUCAAAAUCACUCUGGAGACUGAUGAAGACAUGGUGACAGAGAUUAGACUGAAGUACUUUGACACAGUUCCUGUUGCUGCUGCCAUGUGUGUGCUGAAGACUGGGUUUCUCUUUGUGGCAUCUGAAUUUGGAAACCAUUACCUGUACCAGAUAGCUCACCUGGGAGAUGAUGAUGAGGAGCCAGAGUUCUCUUCUGCCAUGCCUCUUGAGGAAGGAGACACCUUCUUUUUCCAGCCACGACCUCUCAAGAACCUGGUGCUGGUGGAUGAGUUGGACAGUUUAUCUCCUAUUCUGUGCUGUCAGAUAGCAGAUUUGGCCAAUGAGGACACACCCCAGUUGUACGUGGCUUGUGGUCGGGGUCCCCGCUCAUCUCUGAGGGUUCUAAGGCAUGGACUUGAGGUCUCUGAAAUGGCUGUCUCAGAGCUGCCUGGUAACCCCAAUGCUGUGUGGACUGUGAGGAGACACGUUGAAGAUGAAUUUGAUGCCUAUAUCAUUGUGUCCUUCGUGAACGCCACACUGGUGCUGUCUAUCGGAGAGACUGUAGAAGAAGUGACUGACUCUGGAUUCCUGGGUACUACACCCACCUUGUCCUGCUCUCUCCUUGGUGAUGAUGCUUUGGUACAGGUUUACCCAGAUGGGAUCAGGCACAUCCGAGCAGAUAAGAGAGUUAAUGAAUGGAAGACACCAGGGAAGAAAACCAUUGUAAAAUGUGCUGUGAACCAGAGACAAGUAGUGAUAGCACUGACUGGAGGAGAGCUGGUGUACUUUGAGAUGGACCCGUCAGGGCAGCUGAAUGAGUACACGGAGAGGAAGGAGAUGUCGGCCGACGUGGUGUGUAUGAGCUUGGCCAACGUGCCGCCCGGCGAGCAGCGCUCCCGCUUCCUGGCCGUGGGGCUGGUGGACAACACUGUCAGGAUCAUCUCCCUUGACCCCUCGGAUUGCCUGCAGCCCCUGAGCAUGCAGGCCCUUCCUGCCCAGCCAGAGUCUCUCUGUAUUGUGGAGAUGGGUGGAACAGAGAAGCAGGAUGAACUGGGAGAGAGGGGCUCCAUUGGCUUUCUGUACCUGAACAUUGGGCUGCAGAACGGUGUGCUGCUCAGAACUGUCCUGGAUCCUGUUACUGGAGAUCUUGUCCUGGCCAUGUCAAGUCGUUCCUGGCUCAGUUAUUCCUACCAGUCACGUUUCCACCUGACUCCCCUCUCUUAUGAGACCUUGGAGUUUGCAUCUGGAUUUGCUUCUGAGCAGUGCCCAGAGGGCAUUGUAGCCAUCUCCACCAACACUCUAAGGAUUUUGGCACUGGAGAAACUGGGGGCAGUCUUCAACCAGGUUGCCUUCCCCUUGCAGUACACACCCCGGAAAUUUGUCAUUCACCCCGAGAGCAACAACCUGAUCAUCAUCGAGACGGAUCACAACGCUUACACCGAGGCCACCAAGGCCCAGAGGAAGCAGCAGAUGGCUGAGGAAAUGGUGGAGGCUGCAGGUGAAGAUGAACGGGAACUGGCUGCAGAGAUGGCUGCAGCCUUUCUGAAUGAGAACCUUCCUGAAUCCAUCUUUGGUGCUCCUAAGGCAGGGAAUGGACAGUGGGCCUCUGUUAUCAGGGUGAUGAACCCUAUCCAGGGAAAUACAUUAGAUCUGGUGCAGCUGGAGCAGAAUGAAGCUGCCUUCAGUGUGGCCGUGUGCAGGUUCUCCAAUACUGGUGAUGAGUGGUAUGUGCUGGUGGGAGUGGCCAAGGACCUGAUCCUGAACCCACGCUCCGUGGCUGGGGGGUUUGUCUACACCUACAAGCUGGUGAACAGUGGUGAGAAGCUGGAGUUCCUGCACAAGACCCCUGUGGAGGAGGUUCCUGCAGCCAUUGCUCCAUUCCAAGGUAGAGUCUUGAUUGGAGUUGGGAAGCUCCUACGUGUCUAUGACCUGGGCAAGAAGAAACUGCUUCGGAAGUGUGAGAACAAGCACAUUGCCAACUACAUCUGUGGGAUCCAAACCAUUGGGCACAGGGUGAUUGUUUCAGAUGUUCAGGAGAGUUUCAUCUGGGUACGUUACAAGAGGAACGAGAACCAGCUCAUCAUCUUUGCUGAUGACACCUACCCCCGCUGGGUCACCACAGCAACUCUCCUGGAUUAUGACACUGUGGCUGGAGCAGACAAGUUUGGCAACAUCUGUGUGGUGAGGUUGCCUCCCAACACCAACGAUGAGGUAGAUGAGGAUCCCACAGGCAACAAAGCUCUCUGGGACAGGGGCCUGCUGAAUGGAGCAUCACAGAAGGCUGAAGUGAUCAUGAAUUACCACGUGGGAGAGACAGUGCUUUCCUUACAGAAGACCACCCUGAUCCCAGGAGGUUCUGAAUCUCUUGUCUACACCACCUUAUCAGGGGGGAUAGGGAUCUUGGUCCCUUUUACUUCCCACGAGGAUCAUGACUUCUUCCAGCACGUGGAGAUGCACCUGAGAUCUGAGCACCCUCCUCUCUGUGGACGAGACCAUCUCAGUUUCCGCUCCUACUACUUCCCGGUGAAGAAUGUGAUCGAUGGGGACCUGUGUGAGCAGUUCAACUCCAUGGAGCCCAACAAACAGAAAAAUGUGGCUGAAGAGCUGGAUAGGACCCCACCUGAGGUGUCCAAGAAGCUGGAGGACAUCCGCACCCGCUACGCUUUCUGA